CCCACCCCCACCUUGUCAACUGCCAAGCUCAUUGCUCCAUACCAUCUCCCAAUAUCCCUCCCAGAUCUCUUACAGAAGCUAAAAUGGGUCCGUCCAGAUGCUUCAUCGCCAUGGCCGUCCUCUGGUUCGUCACGCUCUUCGUCCUUUCAUCGGGCUCGGACAUGUCGAUCCUCAGCUCCGCUGAGAAAUCUAGCUGGAGGACCGACGACGAAGUGAUGGCCAUCUACGAGGCCUGGCUGGUGAAGCACCGGAAAAACUACAACGCCCUGGGCGAGAAGGAGAGGAGGUUCCAGAUCUUCAAGGACAAUCUCCGGUUCAUCGACGGUCGGAACGCCGAGAACCGGACCUACAAACUGGGCCUGAACCGGUUCGCUGACCUCACCAACGAGGAGUAUCGGUCCAUGUACUUGGGGACCAAGUCCAGUUCCCGGCGGAGCCUUUUGAGGUCCAAGAAGAACCACCGGUACGCUCCCGUCGCCGGCGAGGCGUUGCCGGAGUCCGUCGACUGGAGGGAGAAAGGUGCCGUUGCUCCGGUGAAGGACCAGGGGGACUGUGGGAGUUGUUGGGCGUUCUCAGCAGUUGCUGCUGUGGAGGGAAUCAACCAAAUAGUGACCGGCGAUCUGUUGACGUUAUCCGAGCAAGAACUGGUGGAUUGCGAUAGAGGUUAUAAUCAAGGAUGCAAUGGCGGCGACAUGGACCUUGCUUUUGAGUUCAUUAUUAUCAAUGGUGGCAUUGAUACUGACGAAGAUUAUCCCUACACUGCUAAAAAUGGUGCAUGCGACCAAUACAGGAAAAAUGCAAGAGUUGUUACAAUUGAUGAUUAUGAAGAUUUGCCCGAGUACGAUGAGAAGGCGUUGCAGAAGGCAGCAGCAAAUCAGCCAAUUAGCGUUGCCAUUGAAGGUUCUAGCAUGGAUUUCCAGUUCUAUUACUCGGGCGUAUUCACAGGAGAAUGUGGAACAGACCUAGACCAUGGUGUUACCGUUGUUGGAUAUGGUACAGAAAACGGCUUGGAUUACUGGAUUGUGAAGAACUCAUGGGGCGAGGACUGGGGAGGAGAAGGUGGUUACAUUAGGAUGGAGCGUAAUGUUGCUAGUAUUUCCGGUAAAUGUGGGAUAGCAAUUGAGCCAUCUUACCCCAUCAAGACAAGCCAAAAUCCUCCCAACCCCGGCCCAACUCCUCCCUCCCCUCCCGGUCCCAGCCUAGUCGUCUGUGACGAAUACUAUACCUGUCCCGAGGGCAACACUUGCUGCUGCGUGUUCGGUUUCUCCAUUGAGUGCCUCUCAUAUGGUUGCUGCCCGUAUGAGAAUGGCUCCUGCUGUGAUGACCACGAAUCCUGUUGCCCCCACGACUAUCCCAUAUGCGACCUAGCUGCCGAUGAAUGCUUAAUGAGCAAGAACAACCCGAUGCGGAUGAAGGCAAAAAAGCGAUUUCACGCCGGGCCUCGUCGAAUUUCUGUGAAUGAUGGCAGAAAGAGCAGUGCUUAGGAAGGAUUAUGAGCAGUUUAGUUACUCUGAGCAAUUGCCUCAUUUCCACUCCGUUGCAUAUCAACAACAAACUGAGGAUCUUUUCAGCUUGUGAGUCUUUGCUGAUAUGUACAUACCCUGCUUUGGAUUCCAGAUUAUGCUUAAUGAAUAAGGUUAUGUAUACUUGUAGUGACGCCCAUACUUUAUCCCGUGGGAAUAAUAUUCUUAUCGGCUUCUGCUGAUAUCUCCCGUUA
This is a messenger RNA of Diospyros lotus (date-plum), 1717 nucleotides long. Its product is annotated as cysteine proteinase mucunain-like. Gene Ontology annotation, cellular component: lysosome. Gene Ontology annotation, molecular function: cysteine-type endopeptidase activity. NCBI's taxonomy places the organism in Eukaryota, Viridiplantae, Streptophyta, Magnoliopsida, Ericales, Ebenaceae. Bases 84 to 1484 code for a protein of 466 amino acids. The transcript is spliced from 5 exons. The record is from RefSeq and is a predicted model, not a curated record.